Messenger RNA from Dunckerocampus dactyliophorus (ringed pipefish), 2021 nucleotides. Its product is annotated as profilin-2-like. NCBI's taxonomy places the organism in Eukaryota, Metazoa, Chordata, Actinopteri, Syngnathiformes, Syngnathidae. Gene Ontology annotation, biological process: regulation of actin filament polymerization; positive regulation of actin filament bundle assembly; actin cytoskeleton organization. Gene Ontology annotation, molecular function: actin binding. Gene Ontology annotation, cellular component: cytoplasm. The coding region runs from base 223 to 639 and encodes 138 amino acids. The transcript is spliced from 3 exons. The record is from RefSeq and is a predicted model, not a curated record.
GUGAUUUAGCCGGGGCUACACCCAAGCGCUUGUCUAGCCGCAGCUGCAUUCUCUCUUGGUUUGCAAGACCAGAAGAAAACCUGGACUUGACGUAACUGGGUGCUAUUUUUCUGCUUGCUGGAAGCCAUUAAACCACGGACAACUGUCGUAUUCUCCUGCGACCCUCGUGGUUCGAGAAGCGUCUGUGAACUUAUUUUUUUAUGUUAGACUCCCCCAGAAAACAUGUCCUGGCAAAACUACGUGGAGAACCUGAUGGCCGAUGGCUCCUGCCAGGACGCGGCCAUUGUUGGCCACGGUGAGCCCAAAUACGUCUGGGCAUCGCACCCCGGUGGCCCGUUUGCUGGCGUGACGGCCACUGAAAUUGAAGCGAUAAUGUGUACUGACCGCAAUGGCUUGUUGACCAAUGGGCUAACCUUAGGCAGUAAGAAGUGCUCUGUAAUCAGAGAUCAACUCCAAGGUGAUGACGGGACAAUGGACAUUCGGACAAAGACUCAAGGAGGAGAGCCCACGUACAAUGUUUCUGUAGGCAGAGCUGCCAAAGUGUUGGUUAUGGUCAUGGGGAAGGAAGGUAUCCACGGAGGGACGCUCAACAAGAAAACAUAUACCAUGACUGAGUACCUGAAGCAGUCUGGAUACUAAAGCAUCCCGUGCCCAGCCACCUAUCAACUCUGCUUCUCCCACCAACCACCCGCCCUGUUGCAUUUCACACCUCCCACCUCCCAUCCUAGUUAGUAGUUACAUUGUUUUUCUUUUUCUGCCUUCUCUCUGUUCCCACCCACCUGCCCCCACCCCACUUUUUUUUUUCUUAAGUUGAUUCAUAGCAAAAAAGUCACAUCAAAUCUACUCCAGCGAGACCAGCAAAAGGAAAGCCAAACACUUUUUGAAAAGCUCUUUGAAUCGGCGCCAGUCAACGUUAACUUGUCGAUGCCUUCUGAGCUCUUCCCUUAAGCUCACGGCGUCUUCCCCCCUCCCCCAACGCUAACGUUUUGGAGGGGAGACUUGCACGUGCAUAUCUCUGUCCACCGUCUCGCUCGUCUGCCCCAUUUUCUUGUUUUUUGUUUUUGUUUUUUGCUUCCCGUUGACAAAAAACACGACUUGGAACCUCACAGAUGACUGGUAAAUACAUCCUUGUCAAGGGGUAGUAGUUAUUGGGGGGGACGAGUGUAUGUAUGGACCAGCCCGGUUAACGAUCAUGAAGCAGAUUUGUGAGCGUUGCCGCUGGUAGCAUCUCCUCCAACCCCCCACACCACGACUCCACCUGUCCACCCACAGCAACGGACAUUCCACGGUUACUGGCUCAGGCACUUGAUACCGUUUUUGUUUUGCCAGCUCCUGUAAUAUAAAUAUCGUUUCUGAAAGGUUGCCAUUGAAGUCCCAGCUUUUUUUUUUUUUUUUUUUUAAACUAGGACCAAGUGUAGUCGUAAAAGCUCGGGUGUUGAUCCAACACGCCAAGCAGAUUCUAAUCUUCCUGUUGCUGCAGGGGAGGUGAGCGGGGAAGUAGUCUCCAUUUUUCAUGUUUUUCUUUGAUUUCCUACAUUCAGCUACACUGCAUUUGAACAAAUCUCGCCGUGUCGACAACUGAAACUGUGGAAUAAAUUGCCUUCUUUCUGUCACUGUGCGCUGAGCCUUGACUCAGUUAGCGCCAACUGUAACGUCCAACUGCUAAAGUCCAAGCGACACUCAUUGGGAGAUGGGAUUGGUUGGAAGCAAUGUAUCCUGUGCCAUAAUGUUAGCAGUCUUGUUGAUUACCCACUAUGAGCUAGUCAUUUCAUUUGCCUCCCCUCCCUCCCCUCCCCUCCCCCCAACACACGUUUUUGUUGAAUAAAGCUUCAGCUCCACUCUGUAGGCCUUGAGACGUGUGUACUCCUCAAAUUUGUUUCAAAGUCCUGUUUUGCUGAUUAUGUUCUCACUUUCUUUUUCUUGUAUCUGGGAUAGUUUGUCAGUGCAUACAAGCAACAAUGCCAUAAAUUGAUUUAUCACCUUGUUUACAGACAGAUCAAAAUAAAUUUAUUCCAACCAGA